UACUGUUGGCUGUUAUCCCAAUGUUUUAUUACUUGGAAUCCAAAACUGGAUCUCUAGACAUGGAAAGCAUAUCGCCUAUUCACCUUCCUGUCAUAUUGAUAAUAUUGACUGAUGUCACGAGUUGUUUUGUAAAUUCAAUGUUGAAAACAUGCCACUAAAAUGGCAACUGCCUCGCUUUCAACCAGCUCAUCCGAAUAAAAUGCCUCAUCUAAAUAGUCACUCAUCCACCUUACAUUUUAUACGCUGCAGUUUUACAGAACGGAAAAUAUGUUACUGGUUAAUUUGAAAAAGAGACCUUGACCACUAGACGAGAAAUUUGUAUUUGAAUCCAGAAAGAUGGCAGAAACAAAUGGAGCAUCACCACAAACACAAGGGGAAAGUGACUGUGUUCCCCGACCAAGCACUGCAAUCGCGGAUAACCAUGACCUACAUGAUGAUGAUGAUAUCAGUGAUUAUGGACUUAAAAGAUUGUUUGAAUUCUCCAUACCAAUGUGUACUUCGUUUUCUGACAUUUCGGGGGCUGAUUCUGGACAGUCGUGUGCUACAGAUGGAUCCUAUCGUAUAAACCGCGUAGACCUGGAGAGAAUAUCUCUGUUUGAAUCCAGAGAGAUGGUAGAAGCAUCCCAACAGGUGCAAUGUAGAAUAUGCCUUGACAAACUUAAGGAUGGCAGACGUCUGGCAUGCGACCAUUGCUUCUGUCGAACCUGUCUGGAAGAUCACCAGAAGUCCAACUGCCCCGAAGGCAAUGUAACCUGUCCUUUGUGCCGUCGGGACACCAACUUAGAAGAAGGACAGGUGGAGGGUUUACCAGCUGUACGUGAAAGUUUGUGCAUUACUCAACUAACUACCGCGAUCACAGAUCAUCAUGACCUUGACCAAGACAAUGUUAGUGAUUAUGGAUUGGAACGACUUUUUGAAUACUCCAUACCAGUUUGCACCAUGUGUCCUGAUGAUGCAGAUAAUACAGAGGAUGCAUCCGGAGAGUCCUGUGCCAUAGCCGUCUCCUACUGCAGAGACUGCGAAGAAUAUAUGUGUGAUUUGUGCCUGUCGGGUCACAAGAGAAUGAGCAAACUUUUCAUGGGACAUACACUUGUGUCAGUUCAGGAUGCACGAAGUGGCAGUUCUCCGAUUGGAGCUGAGAAAUGUAAUGUACACAAGAUGGAGACGAGAAAUUUCUAUUGCGGAAAGUGUGAUGUUUUUGUCUGUCAGAAGUGUGUCGUUGCUGAGCAUGAUAUUCGCAAUAUCCUCAAAGGAGAUGAUAUCAGGUUAGAAAGAAGACAAAACAUUGAUGCUCUUACGUUGCAAGUAAACAAAAAGAGAGCAGACAUGCAGAGAUACAUCAAGAAUAUUGAAGGAAAGAGGCGAGUCAUUAAACAGGUGCUCAGUAAGGUAUUAGAAGAAAUAACAGAGGCUUAUGAAGCUGCUUUGAGAUGUCUGGAAGAACGAAAGACAAUGCUAGUGGAGGGUGUACGUCGAGUGGAGCAUGAAUGUGACGACGAAAUAAAUGAUAUGAGGGACAAUGUGAGAUGUAGAAUAGUAAAUCUAUCCAAGUCCUGCAAUAUAUUAGAACAGGGAAGACACGGAUGCCUGGAAGCUGAUGCCUGGCAAGCACACAUUUGUCUUUGUGAAGAAAUAAAGACCGAACUAAAUGUGAACUGUGAAACAAACCGAACCGAGAGAACUCUCGACAGGCUGCAGCGCAAUGCAAAUGCUGUCAAGUUUACCAGGGUGAAUAAUCAAAUUGUUUUCGGCCACUUACAAACAAGUGCAGCUGAAGCCGAACAGCCAUUGCAGAUUAACAAGUUAGUUUCUUUAGGUUUACUGGACGAUGGUGAUGAAAAAGAUAAUCACAGAGAAAAUAACCCUCUGCACGUGUCGAACGACAAUGAUCAUUGUGGUAAUGCAUGCAACACCGUGGUUAGUUUUAUGAAUGACAUCCCAGUUACCAAAAUUACCAAACCCCCGCCGUUUUGGCUUAAGAGACCUUGGACAAUGAUUAAGCUUAUCAAGUGCCCCUACUCGGCUCCAACCUGUUUGGCAACUCGAUCAGCAGAAUCGGUAGUUGUCGGAUAUUUGGACGAUCCAGCAACGGAAAUGUUUCUAGGUGUUCAAGAGCAUACAGACUUUCUACCAAGGUACAGUGCCAGGUCAACGUGUAUUUCUUUUCUGCAGAACAUCGGCACCGCGAUGUUGUACAUGGAUAGUCGUAUAGUAGUGUACAACCCUGACGGAAUUGUUACUGAUGUCAGGUUUUUGACUAUCGGUACACCAUGGUGUCUUGAUAGCGAUGAAAACAAUAACAUCUACAUCCUUACAAGGUCUGGCAACAUCAGUAUCUACCCUUUCCAUGGAGGACGUCCACUCCGUACCUUCAACACAGGACUGUCCCCAUUUGAGGAUAUCCACAUCGGAUGUCAAUGCUGUGUUGUCCGUUCUGAGACCAAAGUUGUUGUCUUGUCAUUACAUGACGGUUCAUUCAUCUGGAAACUGGAGACGGGUGGCCAACAAGAACGACAGCGAGUAGCAGUAGACAAAGCAAGUGGGAUCCUUUAUGUCGCAAGUUCACAGCAAGAACUCGAUGGUUUAUCCGUUUGCCUUCGGAGCUUCAACCUAUGCGAUGGUUCACCCAUAGGCUCCUGUGUGCUUCACGUGGCAUCGGGGGAUCUGGUAGGCCUUAGUGUGGUGUCACCUGACACUCUCGCUCUCUGCACUACCAGCGCUGUUUAUAUCUUCAAAAAAGAUUGUCAGCACUAGUCUCUACAAACAAAAUGUAUUAGUUUCCAAUGUACAAAAAGUUUAACCGAUGGGCAAUUCCAUAAAAUAAUCAACAUUUUUGUACGUUCGAUCCCCAUUUUUCUCAAGUUGAACCUCACUUCAUAAACUGACCAAGUCAUGGUCGUUUGAGAGCAUCACAGACUAUCAUAAGAACAAAAAAUCAGAGACAGAAAAUUUCACGAAGGUCCCACAUAUAGGGAGUCGGACGUACAUGAUUUAUGGAAUUGCCCCGAUGUAAAGAAUUGCAUAUUAAGUGCAUUGACAUGUUUCUCAUCGAAUGAUUGGCUUAGACUAUGAUUGACUCAGACGCAUUCAACAUGGCAGAUAUCAGGGUUAAGUGACAAAUUUUGAGGGGAAUAAUGCGACGUAUGAGGCAAUAUUAGGUUUCGAGACAUCGAAUUAGAAAUUAUUCACUUUCUUGCCAUUAGUAUUCAUGGAAUGAAAUGAUAAUUCACCCUUUUUCAUUCUUCUUUCUCUCCAUCUUUUGUUUUAUUUUGGUUGUGGAGCUUUCCUGGAGGAGGGUUUAUAGUAACCCCAAGCCCCAGUAGCUUACCUAGGAUUUUCCACAGGGGGGGGGGAACCGUCCGCCGAAAAAUUUUGCAAGCUCGUCAGGGGGGCAGGGAUACGUUCUUUG
This is a messenger RNA of Lytechinus variegatus (green sea urchin), 3409 nucleotides long. RefSeq lists its product as uncharacterized. The coding region runs from base 337 to 2754 and encodes 805 amino acids. The record is from RefSeq and is a predicted model, not a curated record. NCBI's taxonomy places the organism in Eukaryota, Metazoa, Echinodermata, Echinoidea, Temnopleuroida, Toxopneustidae. Gene Ontology annotation, molecular function: zinc ion binding; ubiquitin-protein transferase activity. The transcript has a single exon. Gene Ontology annotation, cellular component: nucleoplasm; chromatin. Gene Ontology annotation, biological process: positive regulation of DNA-templated transcription.